Molecule: messenger RNA, 5047 nt
Organism: Peromyscus eremicus (cactus mouse)
Lineage: Eukaryota; Metazoa; Chordata; Mammalia; Rodentia; Cricetidae
Gene: Fhod3
Product: formin homology 2 domain containing 3
Biological process (GO): sarcomere organization; actin filament network formation; cardiac myofibril assembly
Cellular component (GO): cytoplasm; cytoskeleton
Molecular function (GO): actin filament binding
Source: RefSeq, a predicted model, not a curated record
GGGCAGGGAUGCAUCAUGGCCACGCUGGCUUGUCGCGUGCAGUUCUUGGACGACACCGAUCCUUUCAACAGUACCAACUUCCCAGAGCCCAGCCGGCCACCGCUGUUCACAUUCCGCGAGGACCUGGCUCUGGGCACCCAGCUGGCUGGGGUCCAUCGGCUGCUGCGGGCACCGCACAAGCUCGAUGACUGUACCCUGCAGCUGUCCCACAAUGGUGCUUACCUGGAUCUGGAGGCCACACUGGCGGAACAGCGGGAUGAGCUGGAAGGCUUCCAGGAUGACACAGGGCGGGGCAAGAAGAACAGCAUUAUUCUGAGGACACAGCUGUCUGUGAGGGUCCAUGCCUGCAUUGAAAAACUGUACAACUCCAGUGGCCGUGAUCUAAGAAGGGCCCUUUUCUCGCUGAAGCAGAUAUUUCAGGAUGACAAGGAUUUGGUGCAUGAGUUUGUCAUGGCUGAAGGUCUGACGUGUUUGAUCAAGGUGGGAGCUGAGGCGGACCAGAACUAUCAGAACUACAUCCUGAGGGCACUGGGGCAGAUUAUGUUGUAUGUUGAUGGGAUGAAUGGAGUCAUCAACCACAGUGAGACCAUCCAGUGGCUUUACACUCUUGUUGGGUCAAAGUUCCGCCUGGUGGUGAAGACGGCCCUGAAACUUCUGCUCGUCUUCGUGGAGUACUCUGAGUCCAAUGCACCCCUCCUCAUUCAGGCUGUGUCUGCUGUUGACACCAAAAGAGGCAUCAAACCCUGGUCCAACAUCAUGGAAAUCCUGGAGGAAAAAGAUGGAGUGGACACGGAGCUAUUGGUUUAUGCAAUGACUCUAGUAAACAAGACCUUGGCAGGACUGCCAGAUCAAGACACUUUCUAUGACGUGGUGGACUGCUUGGAGGAGCUGGGCAUCGCCGCUGUGGCCCAGAGGCACUUGAACAAGAAAGGGACAGACCUGGACUUGCUGGAGCAGUUUAACAUCUAUGAGGUGGCACUCAGGCAUGAAGACGGUGAUGAGACAGCUGAGCCACCGCCCAGUGGGCACCGGGACCGGAGGAGGGCCAGCAUGUGUUCUGGUGGCAGUGUGGGUGAGCACCAGGGCCUUGACCGUAGGAGGAGCCGGAGACACUCCAUCCAGAAUAUCAAGAGCCCACUGUCAGCUCCCACCAGCCCCUGCUCCCAGUCGGUUCCCGCCUUCAAACCCAGCCAAGUUCGAGAUCUCUGUGAAAACGAGGCCAGCUCUGCCUCCAGGCACAGCUCCCCCGGGAAGGAUGCUGCUCCAGACAGUUCUGCACUCCCCACUGCCUCGCAGGGAAGGCGGCCUCCAGCCAGCACAGCAGCGCGGCCCCCUGGGCUCGGUGGAACCUCUGGGUCUGAGACCAGCCGGCCUGCUCUCUUGCCAGCUCCCAGCCCCGGCUUGGCUGCUCGGCCCUCCACUGCCCCAAAGGCGUCUCCGACCAUAGACAAGCUGCCCUACGUGCCCCACAGCCCCUUCCACCUCUUCUCCUAUGACUUCGAAGAUUCACCUCUCCUCACCAAGGACAAGGGAGGAGACUCUCAGACAGAAAACAGAUACAGCAACUUCAGCAACAACUCUUUCCACUCCUCUGGACCCUCAUCUGGACCUAGUGCAUCCCCAUCAUCUGCAUCUGCAUCAUCCUUCUCGUCCCCACAAGAGGCCAGGUCAUCGCCAAGCGGUCUCCUCACAUCCUCCUUCAGGCAGCACCAGGAGUCCCUGGCAGCAGAGAGGGAACGGAGGCGCCAAGAGAGAGAAGAAAGGCUGCAGAGGAUAGAACGGGAAGAACGAAACCGAUUCAACCGAGAAUAUCUAGACAAAAGAGAGGAGCAAAGACAAGCGAGGGAAGAAAGAUACAAAUACUUGGAGCAGUUGGCAGCCGAGACGCACGAGAAGGAGCUGAGAAGCCGGAGCGUGAGCCGGGGCAGAGCUGACCUCUCCUUGGACCUGAGCUUGCCAACAGCCCCUGCCUCACCUUCCCCAUCAAGCCAGAGUCCCUCAUCUGCCGACUCCCAAGAGGCUCUCACAGUGCCCUCCUCCCCGCCCACUCUUCAGUACCCCCAAGUAAGCGGUAAGGACCACGAGCCUGAACUGGAGGCAGAAGCUGGGCAGGGUGCUGAUGAAGCCAGCCAGGAGAUAGCCUCUGCUCACAGGGGAGCAGAGAGCCGGGAAGAGCCGGUGCUGGAGCUGGAGCCUGAAGAAAGAGCCUCACUGAGUGAGAAAGAGAGGCAGAACGAGGAGGUCAAUGAGAGGGACAGCUGUUCCGCCUCCAGCAUCUCAUCCUCCAGCAGCACCUUGGAGAGGGAAGAGAAGGAAAGCAAGCUGCCUGAGGACAGGACGACAGGUUUGUGGUCCACCAGCCUCCAGGAUGUGGGUGUAAAUGGACAGUGUGGUGACAUCCUCACCAGCAAAAGGUUCAUGCUGGACAUGCUGUAUGCCCAUAACAGAAAGUCCACAGAUGAUGAGGAGAAGGGUGAUGGUGAACCUGGGAAGUCUGCGCAGGAGGUGGAGGCAGUGGCCAGUCUUGCCACCAGGAUAUCCACUCUGCAGGCCAACUCUCAGGCCCCAGAGGAGAGCAUCAAGAGAGUGGACAUUGGCUGUUUGGACAACCGGGGCAGUGUAAAGGCAUUUGCUGAGAAAUUCAAUAGUGGGGACCUGGGGAGAGGUUCCAUCUCUCCUGAUGCAGAGUCUCAUGACAAGGUCCCAGACACAACACCUGCACAGCUGAAGACUGAGUCUGAUUACAUCUGGGACCAGCUCAUGGCCAAUCCAAGGGAGCUCAGAAUCCAAGACAUGGAUUUUACCGACUUAGGGGAGGAGGAUGACAUUGAUGUUCUGGAUGUGGAUCUUGGCCACCGGGAAGCCCCAGGGCCACCUCCUCCACCCCCUCCCUCCUUUCUGGGUUUGCCACCCCCACCCCCUCCACCCCUGUUGGACACUGUGCCUCCCCCCCCAGUCCCCGGUAAUUUAUUGGCUUCUCCUGUGUUCAGCACUCCUCAGGGCUUAGGGUGGUCCCAGGUACCCAGGGGUCAGCCAGCAUUCACCAAGAAAAAGAAGACUAUCCGACUAUUCUGGAAUGAAGUCCGGCCCUUUGAGUGGCCAAGUAAGAACAAUCGCCGAUGCAGGGAAUUCCUGUGGUCGAAACUGGAACCCAUCAAGGUGGACACUUCCAGACUAGAGCACCUGUUUGAGUCCAAGUCUAAGGAGCUGUCUGUCACCAAGAAAACAGCUGCAGACGGUAAAAGGCAGGAGAUCAUUGUUCUGGAUUCCAAGAGAAGCAACGCUAUCAACAUCGGCCUGACGGUGCUGCCCCCUCCAAGGACGAUCAAGAUCGCCAUUUUGAACUUUGAUGAGUAUGCCUUAAACAAAGAAGGGAUUGAGAGUAUUAUUACCAUGAUUCCAACUGAAGAGGAGAAGCAGAAAAUUCAGGAAGCUCAGCUGGCGAACCCUGACGUGCCCCUGGGCAGUGCUGAACAGUUCCUUCUCACACUCUCCUCCAUCAGCGAGCUUUCUGCCCGACUCCACCUCUGGGCAUAAAUGGAUUAUGAAACCACAGAAAAGUAGCCGGAAGUGGCUGAACCACUUUUGGACCUGAAGGAAGGAAUAGACCAGCUGGAGAACAACAAGACUCUGGGCUUCAUCCUGUCUACUCUCCUCGCCAUUGGGAACUUUCUAAAUGGAACUAAUGCCAAAGCAUUUGAGUUAAGCUACCUCGAGAAGGUUCCAGAAGUCAAAGAUACAGUGCACAAGCAGUCACUUCUCCAUCACGUGUGCACCAUGGUAGUGGAAAACUUUCCAGACAGCUCGGGAUCUGUACUCCGAGAUUGGGCCAUCACCAGGUCAGCCAAGCCCAUCCCUUCUUGUAUCAUUUCCUGCUUUGACGAACAUACUUUCUCAGGCCUUGUGUGGUACAUACGCAUAGUAUUUCACUCCUUUUUGCUCUUUAUGGGGCACCCCCCUUACGCAAUCCGAGAGGUGAACAUCAACAAGUUCUGCAGGAUCAUCAGCGAAUUUGCACUCGAGUACCGCACGACCAGGGAAAGAGUUCUGCAGCAGAAACAGAAGCGGGCCAGCCACAGAGAGAGAAACAAGACACGCGGAAAGAUGAUCACCGACUCUGGCAAAUUCUCUGGCAGUUCUCCAGCAACACCGAGCCAGCCACAGGGUCUGAGCUAUGCUGAGGAUGCAGCUGAACAUGAGAACAUGAAGGCUGUGUUGAAAACGUCAUCUCCUGCUGUGGAGGAUGUCACCCCUGUGCUCGGUGUCCGCACUCGCAGCCGGGCAAGCCGGGGAUCCACUGGUUCGUGGAAUAUGGGAACUGAUGAGUCACCCAGUGUCCCCGAUGAUGCCGCUGAUGAGAUCAUGGACCGCAUUGUCAAAUCGGCCACCCAAGUGCCCAGUCAGCGAGUGGUGCCACGGGAGAGAAAGCGUUCCAGGGCCAACCGCAAAUCUUUACGAAGGACCUUGAAGAGUGGCCUGACUCCAGAAGAAGCCAGAGCUCUGGGCCUGGUUGGCACGUCUGAACUGCAGCUGUGACUUUUGUAGGCCCUCAGAAGUGUGCCGAGCAGAGAACCCACUCUGGCCAGAUCCACCCCUUUCAGCAGGGGUGGGAGGAGCCUUGAACAUCUGAAGGUUCAGAACUGAGAGCUCAUUGUGGAUAUAACACUUCUUGUGUCACCGCUGUGCAUUGACCCGGAUCUCCAGGAAUCUCCUGCAUGUCCUUUCUUUAUCAGCUCAGCUGUGUUUCUCUUGUUUCCUUGAUGCCUGGUUUAUUAGUUCCAAGUGUGACACCUUUUCUAGGAAGCAGCAGUCCUUGUAAGGGACAAAUCACUUCUGUCAGAGUUGUUAUGAUACCGUGAGGCAAUGUGAUUAGACUCAGAAGCUGGGUCUCCUCCACAACAAAACGUCCAGAUAUAAAUGCCAAUGUUGUACACAAAAGCAAGCACAGAUUGUUUACCAGUUGUGGAUUUUAGAUGUACCAAAUGUUUAUAUAAACUCAUAAAUGUACACCAUGUUUCAACUACUAAAUAAACAGAGUUUAAUGUCA